Molecule: messenger RNA, 1188 nt
Organism: Porites evermanni
Lineage: Eukaryota; Metazoa; Cnidaria; Anthozoa; Scleractinia; Poritidae
Source: the annotation of a GenBank genome assembly
AUGCUGAAUAUUAAACUGAAAUACAACCUUCGUCGAUGUCCACCAACUGCAAGUUCUUUCUGCAAACACAAGUGGAGCAUUUAUGUGCUUCAUGUAGAUAAAGAAUUAAUUGGAGCUGAUUUAAACCCACUCACAGCUAAUGAAGUAACAUACGAAGAGGUAGAAACAAUUGCGCCAACAGUCCUGCCUGCACCUGGAAAAAGGGAGCCAUAUGAAUCUGAUGUUAAAAUCAUAACCAAAAAGGGAGGUGUGUAUCUUGCAUUCUUAGACCAAGGAGCCUGUUUGUCAUUAUGAAGUGUUAUUGUGAGCUACAAUUAUUGCUCCGAGAUUGGCAGUGUUUUGGUGAGUUUUCCAAGGACACCUGCUCCCGUGAAUGACUCUUAUCUAGUGGAACAAACAGGACGUUGUUCUGAUGUGAGCCCAAUCAAGAAAGUGAAACUGUCAGGCGUUUGCCACAGUAACGGAGAAUGGAAUAUCACUGAUGGAAUCAAAUGCCUCUGUAAACCUGGCUAUGAGCUUGUCAAGGGAUCUGAGGGAAAUGUCCUUGAAUGCAGAGGUAUGAACGUAAUUUCUCUUUUUUUAAGUGUGGUGGUGGANGCAAGCCAGCCAACAAACUGGCUAAGAACAGAUUUUAUUGACGUCAAGGAUGCCAAAAUGCUGAAUAUUAAACUGAAAUACAACCUUCGUCGAUGUCCACCAACUGCAAGUUCUUUCUGCAAACACAAGUGGAGCAUUUAUGUGCUUCAUGUAGAUAAAGAAUUAAUUGGAGCUGAUUUAAACCCACUCACAGCUAAUGAAGUAACAUACGAAGAGGUAGAAACAAUUGCGCCAACAGUCCUGCCUGCACCUGGAAAAAGGGAGCCAUAUGAAUCUGAUGUUAAAAUCAUAACCAAAAAGGGAGGUGUGUAUCUUGCAUUCUUAGACCAAGGAGCCUGUUUGUCAUUAUGAAGUGUUAUUGUGAGCUACAAUUAUUGCUCCGAGAUUGGCAGUGUUUUGGUGAGUUUUCCAAGGACACCUGCUCCCGUGAAUGACUCUUAUCUAGUGGAACAAACAGGACGUUGUUCUGAUGUGAGCCCAAUCAAGAAAGUGAAACUGUCAGGCGUUUGCCACAGUAACGGAGAAUGGAAUAUCACUGAUGGAAUCAAAUGCCUCUGUAAACCUGGCUAUGAGCUUGUCAAGGGAUCUGAG